Pseudomassariella vexata is the source of this 1454-nucleotide messenger RNA. RefSeq lists its product as uncharacterized. Lineage: Eukaryota; Fungi; Ascomycota; Sordariomycetes; Amphisphaeriales; Pseudomassariaceae. Bases 167 to 1366 code for a protein of 399 amino acids. The transcript has 2 exons. The record is from RefSeq and is a predicted model, not a curated record.
GAGAGAGCCCGUACUCUGACACUGUACUCAUGUUUGGUUUGCACCCAGCUCGAGAGCUGCAGGUGUUGUACCAUCAUGGUGCUUCUUGGGACAAAAUUCCUAGGAAUGAGUGCCGGAGGGAUCCUUACACCAAUGAGGAAACCAUCAGAGCCCAACAAUCGCAAGAAUGGUAUUUGACUUCAAGCGACGCCCCGUUCUUGUUUCUCCGAGGUUCACUUUACCGCAUCCCCUGGCCAAGAUGUCAGGAACGGUAGCCAGGCUCUGGCGCCUUCGACCAAAGCUUGCAUCACCCAGGAAUCACAAGGAACACACGGAACACACGGAACACACGGAACAUACCCCUCCACCCCGCCAAUAUGGCAAACUACCUGGGGAAGUCAUUGAUGUGCGAGGGGUCGAUCCGCAGAUGAAUUCCGAUUUCUUUCAAGAUUUGCCCCCCGAGAUUCGAAAGUUGAUAUUUGGCUACAUUUGGCAGACUCACGGCCAACGACACCACCUCUUCCUUGAACGGGGCCGCCUAACUCGCGUUGGAUGUGUGAUGGACGAGAUGGACGAGGAUAUGGACUUCAUCCAGAAACAAUUGGAUUUGAUACCUGCCUUGGAGCGGUUGGGAGAACCAAAGAGUAACCAAACAAAAAUCUGGUACCGAAGGCUGUCUUCGACAUGGGGUAGCCGGCAUUGGAGAUGUGAAGAGAGGAUUCUUUAUGGAGGCCGGCCGUUCCCCGAUCGUACCGACUUUCAAUCUAUGAUGUUAGUUUGCAAGCGGAUGUAUCCCGAGGUCAUGGAAUCGAUCUUCGAGUCACAGACAUUUCUUUUCAACGACCUACCUGCGGCCUACAGAUUCUUUGUUCUCGAACCUUCGCUGUUUUUGAAGCAUCUCCGUCAUUUGGAUAUCACACUCAGCUUGGAGUUCGCUGAGUAUGCGCUUUUCAUCCACGCCAAUCGGUCUCUGGAACAGAGUCGCCUCAUGACGGUAGAGAAAUCACUUGCGCAAACGAUAUGCUUGCAUGACUUGAGAAUGUCAUUCGACAUUUGGGACCACCAGUGCUGGCGUAAGAUCCCAGAGGAGGGUGUCACACGCAAGUUGAGCGACAUAAAUGUCAGAAAGCUUACCGUUGAGCUGCCGCCAGCCCUGCCCAUCAGGGUGAACGCUAACAACAUGGACAACGUGAAGGACGCUCCAUUCCAAGUCGUCCGCCGCCCGCCGCUCCGGUACUGGAUGUUCGUGCCAGGCAGCGUCAGUCGCUUUGAGUGGAAAACAACUGAGGAUGUGGACGACACAAGCUGGAUCGAGGCGGAGGGAAUACCAUACAUCCCUAACCCGUACAUAGACGACUUCUUCGAACGACGCUUGGCUUGGACAUGAGGAGGGGUAUUCCCCUGGUCAUGCAGACAAGGGUCCCAGAAGGCACUAGCCAUGCAUGUUGGCUCCCCAAAGUGGUCAAGUUGCAUUC